Molecule: messenger RNA, 1074 nt
Organism: Penaeus monodon (black tiger shrimp)
Lineage: Eukaryota; Metazoa; Arthropoda; Malacostraca; Decapoda; Penaeidae
Product: serine, glycine and glutamine-rich protein-like
Exons: 5
Source: RefSeq, a predicted model, not a curated record
AGUAGUAGCAGCAGCAGUAUUUUAUCACCAUCAUCAUCAUCAAACAAAAAUGUUUGCAGGGUUGGCUGGAACAACCUGGGGGAAAUUGGCCCGGGGGCUGGGGGCGUGGGGGGGUGGGGGGGCGAAAUUUUCCAUGCCGCCCUCCCCCCCUGGGCCCCCCCUUUGGGCGGGGGCCUCAGCAACAUCAACAACAACAUGGGCGGCGGCGUGGGCGCGCUCGGCGGGGGCGUGGGCGGCCUGAGCUCGUCAGGAAUGGGCGGCCUCAACUCCCUUCUGAACGGGAGCAACGGGCUGAGCUCAGGGCUGCUGAGUGGGCUGACCGGCCUCACGCCCACGGACAUCACGGCCCUGACCUCCCUCACCUCGCUCAACGGACUCACCGGAGGCUUCAGCAACGGUCUCAACGGGAUCAACAGUCCCGUUAACAGCAGCAGCUUAAACGGCAGUAUAGGUGAGUCCUUCCUUCUAAAAGAGGUGAAGAACGCCCCAAAGGGCGGGGGCCCUCAGGGCCGUACGGGGGAAAAAGGGCGAUUUUUUCGGCGAAUUCCGGCCCCCAACGAAUGCAAAGGGAAAAUGGUUAGCGGGAACUCGGGGGCCAAACUGCGGCCGGAGGCAUCAAAUCCCCGCAUAAAAGUGUAUCCAAAACAACGGCCCCUCGACAAGCCAGACGAUCGAUUUUUUGGACCAGCCCCCAAAGUCCAUCCACAACACCUCUGUGAGAAGUGCAAGUCCCUUGGCUAUUACUGCAGGAGAGUCAACUAGGAUCCUAAACUAGCGGGAGUUGCAAGGAGGCACACGCAAGGACACACACACACACACACACACACACACACACACACACACACACACACACACACACACACACACACACUCACACACUAGUGUUUUUGGCUUUUGUAUGGACAACACAAGCACACAAACAAGCACACUUAUACAUAGCCAGAAUCCUGCAAUCGAACUCCAGAAACUUCCCUUCCUAGUCUCUUCCGAAUUUUAAGAAAGCAAGCGAAGAGAGGGCGUAAACCAACGACGAAGUCUUCCCUCGACCCUGCGUGGCCUUCAAAAAAACCCAAC